Dufourea novaeangliae is the source of this 1386-nucleotide messenger RNA. RefSeq lists its product as uncharacterized. NCBI's taxonomy places the organism in Eukaryota, Metazoa, Arthropoda, Insecta, Hymenoptera, Halictidae. Gene Ontology annotation, molecular function: sodium channel regulator activity. Bases 1 to 1386 code for a protein of 461 amino acids. Gene Ontology annotation, biological process: regulation of sodium ion transport. The transcript is spliced from 5 exons. The record is from RefSeq and is a predicted model, not a curated record.
AUGGGACGGAAGCACAAGCGUCGCCUGAUACCGGAACAGGAUCGCAGGAUAUGCGGCAGCAUCUGCUUCUGUCAGUUCACCAUUGUCAUCAGCUGCGUCGCGCUGGUUUAUCUAAGCGUCGCGAUCUACAUGCCUUCCCACAGAGCCUUUCACGCGGGGAUCGAGCCGGAUCCAGUCAUGUGCCAAACCAUUGAUACCACCUUAGCUAAUAAUUGUGUUUGGGCGAGUUGCGGGGAGUGGUGCUUAACGAGAACCACCGGAUUCUGCCCCCAGAUUUACGCGACCGUGAGGAGGAAUGGAACGGAGAUGGUUUUCGAGAAUUGCACGAAAUUCAACAGUAUAUCGUGCCCGCAGGUGAACGUGGCCGCCUUGAAAAAAUACAACUGCAACAACGGCAGCGAGUGUAGCGUUCUCUCGGGGGUAUUUAACUGCAACCUGGGCCAUUGCGCGAAUUUGAGCGAGCUGAUGCUCUGCCAUCACAAAGCCGAUGGGAUCGUGGUCGACAGCGAAAAGGACAACAUGAAACUGAACGGUUUCUUCAGCUGUCAGAGCUCCAGAUGCACGAAAAUCAAGACCCCCUUCAGCUGCGAUCGAUACUGCCCGAAAAUCUCCACGUCCGAUGCGAACGUGUUCCUAAUGCAAGCGGACAAUGUGAUCACCGCAAGGUGCGAACGAGGAUUGGCCUUGAACAGAGCGAACGGGAAUCUACCGGGAACUAGGCUAACCACGCCUGAAAUAAUUUGGGACAGCCAGAACGGCAGCAUAAUUGCCAGUUGUAUGGCCGUUAGCAAAGAAGGAAGAGUCAUAAGGACACAGGACUGCGUCAACGGCACCUUGUUAAAAGAGAUCACGGUGCCGCAGCCGUACAUCAAUUUUACGAGCUUUCUGAAUAUAUACGAGAAGAGCUUGCAGUAUCCCGUGGACCCGACGAACGCCUACGUGCCGGCUCAACGAUCACUCACGAUCUACAAUAGUUCCCGUCUGAACAUCAACCUCGACGGCUGCGUCAACACACUCAAGGGGGAAUGUAAAGAUUUUCUUGCCAGUCACGGCCGGGACGGCGACAAUCAGACGGCGCAGAGUAGAUACCCAUGUUACUAUAAUAAGAACGACUCGUUCUUCGUCGUGGCACGUUUCGACCUCAACAAGACGAGGACGGAAUUGCUGAUCGCGAUCAUCGUGCCGUCCGGCCUGUUCGUAAUCAGUCUGACCACGCUGGUGAUCAUCACCCGUUCGGUCCAGGUUGGCGACGACGCAAAGAUGCGUUGCCGUUACUGCGUGGACAAACAGGAGACGGAGGGCGAGGACGAGGGUCUGGUCGAGGCGACGCCCUCCUCGUCCCAAGGUCAGAUGAACGAGAACGAGAUCAAGAGCAUGGCGCUCUAG